Lottia gigantea (owl limpet) is the source of this 786-nucleotide messenger RNA. RefSeq lists its product as hypothetical. Gene Ontology annotation, molecular function: A2-type glycerophospholipase activity; structural molecule activity. Gene Ontology annotation, biological process: arachidonate secretion; phospholipid metabolic process. The record is from RefSeq and is a predicted model, not a curated record. The transcript has 2 exons. Lineage: Eukaryota; Metazoa; Mollusca; Gastropoda; Lottiidae. The coding region runs from base 1 to 786 and encodes 261 amino acids.
AUGAUUGUCGCUCACGCUCCAAAAACUUAUUUCGGUUCAGGCGAUAUACAAAAAUCAUUGGGUUCUCUUCCUGGAUUUCCAUGGGCGAAAUAUCCCGGAGAAAAACAUCUUCCCGGUCAUAAUUACACCGGUCGAGGCACUAGGUUAGAUCUGCGAUUAGACGAAAACAAUAAACCCAAACCAGGGGAAGAACCAGUCAAUAGAGUUGACGCCGCUGCGCUUAAACAUGAUAUUUUAUACAGAAACAAAGACAUAAAGUUUAGACACGAAGCAGACAAACAAAUGAUAAUCGAACUUGAAAAUAUUCCAAAUCCAACUUUCAAAGAGAGAAUGGAAAGAGCAUUAAUCAUUAAACUGUUAAAAGCAAAGAUGAAAUUAGGUACAGAUUGUAUAGAUCAAAUGUUACAACGUUUAGGAAAAGUAGAUCAGAAAAGACUAACCUUAAUUUCCCAUAACGGCAGUGGUUUUGACAACUGGAUUGCACUUCAAAACGUUAAAAAACUAACACAAUGUCCACUAGUAGUAGAUAAUAAAAUUCUUUCUUUUCCUUUAUCUAAUCCAUAUACAGAAGAAAGAUUGCAGAAAAAAUGGAAAAGACAGAAAGAAAUAAUGAGUAACUCUAACUAUUUACAAAAUAUAUCUUUCACUUGUUCAUUUAUACAUCAAAGCACUAGUUUGGCGGCCUGGGGAAAUUCAUCUAAUCUACCGAUGAAUUUGAAAAAGAUCACCGAUGUUAAUAUUGCAAAAUUCACCAAAGAAACCUGGGAAUCUUUAAGACCCGAAUGA